AUGACAAGCUUCACCAUCUCUGACAACGACCUCGAUCAGAUCAAAGAUCAAGUUGCUGUAAUCACUGGUAUUGGACUUGCAACGCUUCGUCGCAUUAUCAAGCAUGGAGGCAAGGUCUAUGCCGGCGACCUCAAUCCACUACCCGAGCCUGAGGCAGGUUCGGUACCGUUCUCGAAGGUCGAUGUGACGGAUUGGAGGGAACAACUCGAGCUGUUCAAAGCUGCAGAGAAGAAGUACGGCAAGAUCGACCAUGUGUUCGCCAACGCUGGUAUUGCCCCAACGAUCUCACUGCUUGAAGAGGAUGUAGAUUCCAGCGGGGACUUGCUUCCACCCAAUCUCAAGACCAUCAACGUCAAUCUGCUUGGCUGCUUGUAUACCGUCAAGCUAGGCAUUCAUCACAUCCGCAGAAACCCCAGUGGUGGAAGUAUCGUCAUAACAGCGUCUGGUUCGAGUUUCACAAGGUUUCCUGCUACGGACUACACAACGACCAAGCAUGCGGUGCUCGGUCUCAUGCGCUCCCUGACGGGGCAUCUGUAUCCACAACUGCCCAUCCGUAUCAACGCCAUCGCACCAUCAUGGACCGAAACCGGCAUUCUCAGUCCCGCAAUCCUUGCUGCAAUCGGUGAAGGCAAUUACCAGUCUGCGGACGUUCCAGCGCAAUCAGUCACCGUGCUCAUGGCUGACAAGAAGAGGCACGGAGAGCUCGUGUACAGUGAACGUGGGCAUUUCAAGGAUCUGGAGAACGGUGAGAAGGGAUACCAUCACCUGACCGCAAACAUGCUGGCUGUCGAGAACGAAGAGAGCCUAUCUGAAUUGAAGGUAAUGAGAAAUCUGUUGAAGAUGAGAGGGGCAGGCGAAGUGGGAGAUGGUGCCGAUGGCAAACCUGAGGUUGUUUGA
Messenger RNA from Macroventuria anomochaeta, 897 nucleotides. Its product is annotated as NAD(P)-binding protein. The record is from RefSeq and is a predicted model, not a curated record. Lineage: Eukaryota; Fungi; Ascomycota; Dothideomycetes; Pleosporales; Didymellaceae. Bases 1 to 897 code for a protein of 298 amino acids. The transcript is spliced from 4 exons.